CCAGUCCUCUGCUUCCCUAUCACAUGCUCAUGCCCCUGGGUGGGCUGCUGUGGUGGUGGUGCUGCUGCUGCUGUGGCUGGUACUGCUGUGGACUGUGCACCCCAGCUCCCCAGAUGUUGCGCCACCAGGGUCUCCUCAAGUGCCGCUGCCGAAUGUUCUUCAAUGACCUGAAGGUUUUCCUACUGAGGCGCCCCCCUCCAGCGCCCCUGCCCAUGCACGGUGACCCCCAGCUCCCUGGUGUGGCGGCCAACAACAACACCCUUCCGGCUCUGGGUGCCGGAGGCUGGGCAGGCUGGAGGGGCCCCGGAGAAGCGGUGGGCAGGGAGACCCCUCCUCUGCCACCUCCACCACCUUUGCCUCCUGUGGAAGAUGACUGGGAUGGUCCAGCCACAGGGCCACCGGCCUCCCUGCUCAGCAGCGCUUCCUCUGACGAAUUCUGUAAGGAAAAAACUGAGGACUGCUACUCCCUUGGGAGCUUGGACAGUGGCAUGAGGACUCCCCUCUGCCGCAUCUGUUUCCAGGGACCAGAGCAGGGAGAGCUGCUAAGCCCAUGCCGCUGUGAUGGUUCAGUCAAAUGCACACACCAGCCAUGUCUCAUCAAAUGGAUCAGUGAGAGGGGCUGCUGGAGUUGUGAGCUGUGCUACUAUAAGUACCAUGUCAUCGCCAUAAGCACAAAGAAUCCUCUACAGUGGCAGGCCAUAUCCCUGACAGUCAUCGAGAAGGUUCAGAUUGCAGCCGCCAUCCUGGGUUCUCUCUUCCUCAUCGCCAGUAUCUCUUGGCUUAUCUGGUCGACCUUCAGUCCCUCAGCAAAAUGGCAACGCCAAGACCUCCUCUUCCAGAUCUGCUAUGGGAUGUACGGCUUCAUGGACGUGGUGUGCAUAGGCCUCAUCAUCCAUGAAGGGCCCUCUGUAUACCGCAUCUUUAAACGCUGGCAGGCUGUAAACCAGCAGUGGAAAGUGCUGAACUAUGACAAGACAAAAGACUUAGAGGAUCAAAAAUCAGGAGGCAGGACAAACCUACAGACUUCCUCAUCUGCCCAAGCCAGCAUGCCCUCCAUGGAAGAGGAGGCAGCCAGCCCGCCUGCCCGUGAAGAAGGCCCCCCGAGGGCUGCCAGCCACCCCUCAGGCCCUGCGUCCCAACACCACUGUGCUUACACCAUCCUACACAUCCUGAGUCACUUGAGACCGCAUGACCAGCGGAGCACCCAGGGCAGCAGCCGAGAGCUCGUCAUGAGAGUCACCACAGUGUGAAAGGAGGCCUGGAGGGAAAGUUGAGACCACACACACCCCAGGAAAGAGUCUGGGCCAGGAGGGGCCCAGGGAACAGGAAUGGGAGGCAAGAAUCCAGCAGUGGGUG
Messenger RNA from Rattus rattus (black rat), 1356 nucleotides. RefSeq names its product membrane associated ring-CH-type finger 4 (gene Marchf4). The transcript has 4 exons. The record is from RefSeq and is a predicted model, not a curated record. Gene Ontology annotation, biological process: protein ubiquitination. Gene Ontology annotation, molecular function: ubiquitin-protein transferase activity; zinc ion binding. The coding region runs from base 24 to 1250 and encodes 408 amino acids. Lineage: Eukaryota; Metazoa; Chordata; Mammalia; Rodentia; Muridae.